CUGAAAUGGUUUGACAUGGACCAUGGACGUUUCCAUCGAUGACAUGUAAAGAUUUGACAUUUCUGUAACCUCUUCUCUUUUCGCAAACGUCUGUUUACGGCGCAACACGUUUCGUGUCUUUACGACUUAAAAAAUGCGUUACGUGGCCGCGUAUUUGUUAGCCGUGCUGGGCGGCAAGCCAUCCCCAGCUGCAGCGGACCUGGAAAAGAUCCUCAGCUCAGUCGGUAUUGAAGCUGACUCUGACAAACUAAAGAGAGUCAUUGAUGAGCUCAAAGGAAAGUCUGUUGAGGACUUGAUUGUGCAAGGUCGUGAGAAGCUGUCCUCGAUGCCAGCGGGAGGCGCAGCCCCGGCUGCUGCAGCUGCCGCGCCUGCCGCUGCAGCUGUUGAGGAGAAGAAAGAAGAGAAGGAGACCAAGAAGGAAGACUCUGAGUCUGACGAUGAAGACAUGGGCUUCGGUCUCUUUGACUAAGCAUAGCAAGGUUGCGAUGCACGCGGUUUAUUAUUCCAUUUUUGGUGUAAGCGUAAAUUGACUAUAAAAGUAUGUUUCUGUGAAAUAUACAGUGCAAAAAAACUUGA
Molecule: messenger RNA, 576 nt
Organism: Maniola jurtina (meadow brown)
Lineage: Eukaryota; Metazoa; Arthropoda; Insecta; Lepidoptera; Nymphalidae
Gene: RpLP2
Product: 60S acidic ribosomal protein P2
Exons: 5
Coding region: 134-469 (111 amino acids)
Biological process (GO): cytoplasmic translational elongation
Cellular component (GO): cytosolic large ribosomal subunit; ribosome
Molecular function (GO): structural constituent of ribosome
Source: RefSeq, a predicted model, not a curated record